CAUCUAUGAGGCCAUAAAUAGGGAUGUGUGUGUGUUCAGUUUGGGGAAGUGUGAAGUGUGGGACAGGAAGAAACACUUGUCAACUUGAAGAUGUUGAAAACCGCCCUGUGGUUGUACGCUGGAGUGUGUGUGUGGGGCUUUGCCUUUUGCUCAAUCAAAUGUCCAGAUGGCACCCUCUGCCCUGACAUGAACACAUGCUGUUUGUCUUCAAACGGAUACGAGUGCUGUCAAUAUCCAAAGGCUGUGUGCUGCUCCGACCUGACCCACUGCUGCCCCUCAGAGUACAGCUGUGACCUGAGCAGGCAGCUGUGUGUGAAGGACAACCAGCCGUGGCUGAACACUCCCAUGCUAAAGCGACAGGCCGCUGAGGCCCCGAGCAUCCCUGAUCUGUCCGUAAAACUCUUUCAGGAGCUCUCAAACAUCGACCCAGAGCAGAAAGCAGCAGUAGUCCACUGUGACAAUCAUUACUACUGUCCUGAUGGAACCACUUGCUGCCUGUAUGCAGCCGGCGGCUGGUUCUGUUGCCCCUUCUCUCCUGGGAGAUGUUGCAUGGACCGUCACCACUGUUGUCCAUCAGGCUACAACUGUGACUACACGUUCACUCACUGUGUCAGGAGAGGCCUGAGGUAUCCGUUCAUUUCCAGACCGGCUCUGACUUCAGUCCCAGCCAGCCUCAUUUUUCCAUCACAGGAUAAGAGCAGUGAGCUGCAGACAUCACUGACGGCGCUAACAGAAGCCAGCAGCAGCUCUUUUCAGCAUGGAGUCAUUCGCUGUGAUGACGACUUCUUACUGCCCGACCGGGUCCAGUUGCUGCAACGGCCCAUUGGGCCAAUGGAACUGCUGUCCCUUCCCACUGGGUACGUGCUGUGCUGAUGGACGGCACUGCUGCCAGUAUGGCUGCAAAUGUGAUCCAUCAUCCUCCAAAUGCACAAGAUAGCAGGACAGCAGAGAAAACAGGACAAAGAGGACCAGGCACACAAGUGGACUGUCCUGCUUUGCUUUUGGGUCAAUACUUUCGAUAAAAUCUUGCAUUGCUUCACCAAGGCUUGGUACUGAAUCACACCCCUACUUCCACUAGAAAAUAAUUACUGGGUAAAGUUUGUGAUGUUUAGUCUGAUGUUAGAUUAAUGCUGCUGCGUGGUCAUGUGUCACAAGGUGCAGUUAGCAUGUCUCGCUGGAAAUCUGAGCAAAAUUCACGCCAAUAUUUUUUUUUACAUCACUGACGGCGCGUUUUGGCAUUUUAAAUGUGCUUCAAAUGUUUAAUUUUCCUUCUGCCAAUAAAUUUAUGAAGGAA
This is a messenger RNA of Nothobranchius furzeri (turquoise killifish), 1294 nucleotides long. RefSeq names its product progranulin. NCBI's taxonomy places the organism in Eukaryota, Metazoa, Chordata, Actinopteri, Cyprinodontiformes, Nothobranchiidae. The record is from RefSeq and is a predicted model, not a curated record. Gene Ontology annotation, cellular component: extracellular region.